AUGAGUCACCCUAACCCUCAUAUCGACAAGGUCUCUAUCCUCGGGUCAGAGACCAUCAUCCUCGGUUUCCACAUCUUCGACUAUGUCCUCCGAGACACCCUCUCCAACUUCAAGGCCUCGACUUAUGUCGUCAUCACCGACACCAACCUCGAAAAGCUCUACCUCGACCGCUUCACAAAGACCUUCCAUAAGAUCUCCCAGGAGAUCGCCGCCGCUACCGGUGCCGCCUUACCCCGUCUCCUGACCUAUGUGAUCUCACCCGGUGAAGAGUCCAAGUCGAGAGCGGUCAAGGGCGAGAUCGAGGACUACUUCCUUAGCCAAGGCUGUACCCGCGACACGCUCGUCUUUGCGAUGGGCGGAGGUGUUAUUGGUGAUCUGGUCGGAUUUGUUGCAGCUACAUUCAUGCGCGGUAUCCCCUUUGUCCAGGUGCCGACGACUCUGUUGGCGAUGGUUGAUUCGUCGAUUGGAGGCAAGACAGCAAUUGAUACGCCCGAGGCCAAGAACUCGAUCGGUGCCUUCUGGCAGCCCAAGCGCAUCUUUAUCGAUCUUGCUGUUCUGGAGACUCUUCCCGAGCGCGAGUUUGUCAAUGGUAUGGCCGAGGUUAUCAAGACUGCUGCUAUCUGGAACCAUGACGACUUUGUUCUGCUCGAGAACGGUGCCGAGGCUAUCCGCGACGCCGUGUUGAAGCCUGUCCGUAAUGUCGAGUUCCAAGGCGCCACUUUGGAAACCCGCACGACUGCCCAGCAACUUCUCCUUCAGGUCGUCAUGGCCUCGGUCGCCGUCAAAUCCUACGUCGUCACACACGAUGAGCGCGAGACAGGAAUGCGUGGCCUCCUCAACUUUGGACACUCCAUCGGACACGCCAUCGAGGGUCUCGUCACUCCCAAGCUACUUCACGGAGAGUGCGUCGCCAUCGGCAUGAUCAAGGAGGCCGAGAUCGCCCGCCACUGCGGCUUCCUUUCCCAGGUCGCCGUCGGUCGUCUCACCCGCUGCAUCCAGGCCUACGGCUUGCCCGUCACCAUGGAAGAAAAGUUUGUUAAGAACUACAUUGGCAACCAGUACUGCUCUGUCGACGAGCUCAUGCGUAUCCUCCGUGUCGACAAGAAGAACGUCGGUAGCCAGAAGCGCAUCGUCAUGUUGUCCGCUAUCGGCAAGACUCUGGAACAAAAACCCUCCAACAUCUCUGACGACCUUAUCCGCAAGUGCCUUGCUGCUUCGACAGUUGUCCACCCCCGCCCCGUCAACCUCCCUCCCGUCACUCUUUCACCCCCUGGAUCAAAGUCGAUUUCUAACAGAGCCUUGGUCUUGGCUGCUUUGGGUCAAGGAACUUGCCGUCUGACUGGACUCCUUCAUUCGGACGAUACCCAGGUCAUGUUGACUGCCCUGGCAAAGUUGGGAGCUGCGACAUUCGAGUGGGAGAACAACGGUGAAACCCUCGUCGUUCACGGAAACGGCGGCAAGAUGCACAUCCCUGACUCGGAACUCUACCUGGGCAAUGCAGGAACUGCUGCUCGUUUCUUGACCACCGUCAGUGUUCUCGUCCCUCCUUCGGCUGACCCCGCCCAGAAGACCAUCCUCACCGGCAACGCCAGAAUGAAGCAGAGACCCAUUGCUCCUCUUGUCGACGCCCUUACUGCUAACGGAUCGGUCCUCAAGUACGCUGAGGCUCAGGGAUGCCUGCCCUUGGAGGUCACCCCUUUCAGCCACGGAUUGGCUGGAGGCGAGAUUCAGCUCGCCGCCUCGAUCUCGUCCCAGUAUGUCUCGUCGAUUCUUCUCUGCGCCCCCUAUGCCACCAAGGAGCCCGUCACCUUGGUCUUGACCGGAGGCCAGGUUAUCUCCCAGCCCUACAUCGACAUGACCAUCGCCAUGAUGAAGUCGUUCGGUGUUACCGUCGAAGUCCUUCCCAACAACACCUACCGCAUUCCCCAAGGAUCCUACAUUAACCCUGAAACUUACUUGGUUGAGGCCGAUGCCUCCUCUGCCACCUACCCCUUGGCCAUCGCCGCCAUCACUGGCACCACAUGCACCGUUCCCAACAUCGGAUCUGCCUCGCUUCAGGGAGAUGCAGGAUUUGCUGUCAAUGUUCUUCGUCCCAUGGGAUGCACUGUUGUCCAGACUGAGACCUCUACCACCGUCACUGGUCCACCAAUCGGCACCCUCAAGGCUCUCCCUCACAUCGAUAUGGAGACCAUGACCGACGCUUUCUUGACGGCCUCGGUCUUGGCCGCCGUCACCCAGCCCACCACCCCCGGCGGCAACAAUGUCACCAAGAUCAGCGGAAUCGCCAACCAGCGUGUCAAGGAGUGCAACCGCAUUGCUGCCAUGAUGCACGAGCUUGGCAAGUUUGGCGUGACGACCUCCGAGUUUGACGACGGUAUCAUUGUUCACGGACACGACAUUGCCUCGCUCACACCCCCUAAGGAAGGAGUUCACUGCUACGACGAUCACCGUGUUGCCAUGUCGUUCAGUGUCUUGGCCAAUGUCGUCCCUGGAGGAACCAUCAUCCGUGAGAAGAAGUGUGUCGAGAAGACAUGGCCCAUGUGGUGGGACGACCUCGAGUCCAAACUGGGCGGUCGCACCUCUGAUGUCGAUCUCGGUCCCCCUCAGGAGCAUCACGAUUACGAGGUCAAGUCUGGUUCUUCGGGCAAGAAGACUGCUGGAAGCUGGGCCAACGGUGACGCUACCAUUGUUGUCAUUGGCAUGCGCGGUGCAGGAAAGACGUCUAUGGGUCGUUAUGCUGCCAGGACGUUGAAGCGCCCCUUCGAGGAUGUUGACCAGUACUUUGAGCGGACUUUGUCGACCACGAUCCCCGAGUUCAUCAAGGAGCAUGGCUGGCCAGCUUUCCGUGAACAGGAGGCCAAGGUGUUGGCAGAGUUGUUGGAGAAGCACCCCAAGUCACACAUCAUCUCUUGCGGAGGAGGCAUUGUCGAGACGGCGUCGUCGCGUGAGGCCUUCAAGAAGUACAUUGCGCAGGGAGGAAUCGUUCUGCACUUGGUCCGUAACAUCAACGAGAUCGAGGCCUACCUCAAUAAGGACACAACACGACCCAUGUACGGCGAGUCGAUGCGGGAUGUUUGGGCUCGUCGUGAGGCUUGGUACCGCGAGUGCUGUAACUUCGAGUUCGUGGUGGCAGGCCAGCAGUUGAAGGGCAUCGAGGCCGAGGAUGCCAAGGAGUGGGCUUUGGUCGAGUCCAACCUUGGGAGGUUCUUGCGCGUCAUCACCCAGUCUGGCAGCAGAGGUCAGAAGCGCGUCAGUAGGGCACACGUCGCCGCCAAGCCGACCUUUUUCCUCUCUCUCACCUUCCCCGAUAUCAGCCCAGCCUUGCCACACUUGUCCAAGUUGACAUUGGGAUCAGAUGCCAUUGAGCUCCGCGUGGAUCUUUUGAAGUCUCCCAGCGCCUUGAUCUCGUUCCGCGAUCAUGUCGCCCAGCAGGUAUCAUUGCUCCGUCGCCACUCCGAGCUGCCCAUCCUGUACACUGUUCGCUCGGUCUCGCAAGGUGGUCAAUGGCCUGACAACGACGUUGAGGGUAUGGUCACCCUGUUGAAGGACGGUCUUCAGUGGGGUGUCGAGUACUUGGAUGUCGAGAUUGGUUUGCCUCGCAGCAAGAUUGACGAGGUCCUGGCACAGAAGGGCAACACUUUGAUCGUCGCUUCGUGGCACGACUGCAGGGGCACCGUCGCUUGGUCGUCGGAGGCAAUGGAGGCCCAGUACAAGUUGGCUGCUUCGAUUUCGCCGGAUGUCAUCAAGCUGAUCGGUACCGCCAAAUCGAUGAAGGAUAACUUUGAAUGCUCCGAGUUUGCCGAGCGCCACACCACCAAGGCCGACGAUCUGCCCCUGAUUUCGAUGAACAUGGGUGCCCAAGGCCAGCUCUCCCGGGUAUUGAACAACUACCUCACCCCCGUCACUCACAAGUUGCUCCCCGUCAAGGCCGCCCCUGGCCAGCUCGACGCCCGUGAAAUUCUCCUUGCCCGCAAUGUCAUUGGUCUCUUGCCCGCCAAGCAGUUCUACCUUUUUGGAACCCCCAUCAAGCAGUCGCUCUCGCCCCUGAUGCACAACACAUCGUUCCAGUCCUUGGGUCUCCCUUACAAUUAUGGCCUGCACGAGACGGCGACGGUGGAUGAGUCUGUAGUGGCCAAGAUGCGCGCCCCCGAGUUUGGUGGUGCCAGCGUUACGAUCCCUCAUAAGAUCGAGAUCAUGUCCAAGCUGGAUGAGAUCACGGAGGAGGCCAAGGCUAUUGGUGCUGUCAACACUGUAAUUCCAGUCCUGGGCGAUAACAAGGAGACAAUCCUCGUGGGCGACAACACCGACUGGCUCGGCAUCAAGCACCAGAUCCAGCGUCACCUCAGCACCACUUCAACGGUUCAGCCUGAGCAGAUGAAGGGUUUGGUUAUUGGCGCUGGCGGUACAUCUCGUGCGGCCCUUUAUGCCCUCCACCGUCUGGGUGUUCAGGAGAUCUCGAUCUUCAACAGGACUCUUGUCAAAGCUCAAUCGGUUGCGGAUUCGUUCAAGGACUUGUUCACCGUCAAGGUCAUCGGAUCGAGCGAGCUCCUCAAGUCCUCCGAGUCGUCCUCAGAUUUCGACCUGAUCGUGUCGACUGUCCCCGGAACCAUUGAGAGCGAGGCCAUGUUUGACGAGUCCAUCUUUGGCCAGGUCGGCAAGAAGGGUGUCGCAGUCGAGUUGGCCUACACUCCCCGCUUCACCCGCUUCUUGAAGUUGGCUGGUCAGGCUGGUUGGGCCACUGUCGAAGGUGGAGAGGUUUUGAUUGAGCAGGGCGGAUGGCAGGCACAGAAGUGGGUCGGCCGUCGCUGGGAUUUGGAGAGUGUCCAGGUCCAGAUGGACCUUGUUCAGGCUGGUCGUGUUUAG
Linnemannia hyalina is the source of this 4863-nucleotide messenger RNA. Lineage: Eukaryota; Fungi; Mortierellomycota; Mortierellomycetes; Mortierellales; Mortierellaceae. The record is from the annotation of a GenBank genome assembly.